Messenger RNA from Cordyceps fumosorosea ARSEF 2679, 990 nucleotides. RefSeq lists its product as hypothetical. NCBI's taxonomy places the organism in Eukaryota, Fungi, Ascomycota, Sordariomycetes, Hypocreales, Cordycipitaceae. The record is from RefSeq and is a predicted model, not a curated record. The coding region runs from base 1 to 990 and encodes 329 amino acids. The transcript has 3 exons.
AUGGAGGAUAUAGGACACUACCUCCGACUGGCCCUCGAGACUCUCUGCCUCCACCUCCUCAGUAUCAACGACGCGACCACCUUUCGCGUGUUCUUUGUCCAAGACGCACACCCAGGUUCCCCUGCCAUCUUCUCGAACGGACUCGCCUUCAUCCACAUCCUCCUGAUCCCCGAGUUCGAUAUUGACUUGCACGAUCUCUGGUUCACCUACUACCAUGCCGCCAAGAACACUGCCGACAAGAAUCCUAUUCUGGACCGGCUCGUUAUCCAGAUCAUUCAGGCUAGAGAGUUGGGUGCACUGCGCAGGCCUUCUCCCGCGGACGCCAGCGUCACGAUCGAGGCGACAACUUCUGACGGGGUCAUUUGGACCGAUCUGCCGUUCUUGGUCCCAGAUGACCGCGUUUUGGCACCAGGACUGGCCGACGAUGGGCGCAAGAAUCUUCUCAGCUUUACCACUUUCUUAGCAAAACGAGCGUCCGUCGGUGUUUGCCAGGACAGGCUGAGCGGCAUAGGCCUCGCUCUCCUAUGCGAUGCGCUGGAGACCCCGCGCCUGCUUGGCGCGUCAGGAGAGGAGGAGCAUGGUGAAGAACCGGCCAGGCUCCCGCAGGACGUCACCUUCGCCACGCUCCUGCCGGCCGUCAACGCUUGGCUGUCCCAUGCCGGGCACAAGAUCGUCCAGCUAGCCGACGCCCGGUGGGAGAGCGACGCCUGCAGCCUCGGCGAGCUCUUCCGCGGCGACCCGUUGUGUGGCAGCGCCACGCCGGCCGGCUUCAGCCCUGAGAGGUGGCUUUUCUGGCUAAAGAGACUGGAGCAGAUUGCCGAGGCGGCGGAGGGUGCGGGAGGUAAGCGUCUUGGCGGGACAGUCCGGAGAUCAAUGGAUAACAUGCUCUUGGUCGCGGAUGAGAGGCAUUCGGCGGUCAAGCAACUACUGCACUACUCGCCUGGUGUGAUUCGGCAUGAACCCAUGGUGCAGGUUUUUGGCCCGAGUUAG